CGCACGUCGAAACGCUGCCAUCUUCAGCUGGAACACGCCCGACAAUGGCGCAUACCAUCUUGCGCUUCCCCAAGCCGAGGAGUCUCCUACAUUUCAUCUCACUCCGAACCGCCGCCGAGUUCAUCAAUCUAACCCUCAUAUUCAACAAGGUCACCGGACUCUAUGGCGUCCUUGCUAUCUUCACGGGCUACCACCUGAAUCCGCUCCAGGUCUCGCACUACAUCUACUCGCUCCUCGUUCUUGGCUUGGUCACAUGGCUCAUGCCCAGUAUUAGGAGGCCGGACCACCCAUUGCGGAAUGUGGCAUUGGCUUAUGUAUAUGUGCUGGACGCAGUCAUCAACAGCGUCUAUACUGUGCUGUUCGGCACAGCGUGGUUCAUGGUCCUGCCCAAGACCAUUCAAGAGCCUGGAGUGGAAAAUCCUUUGCGGGGUGCGGCAGGCACCAUGGAUGAGACAGCAGGCUUCACGGACCCCGAAUACAACGUGUCGAAUGUCGAGGUGGUUGCGAAGCCGGCAUCGGGAAUCCUGCCCGCACAAGAAGCUGUGGCAUACGGACACACGUACGAGACAGGAGGCCUCGGCGGCGCAGUCCUGCAAAGCGACAGCAUGACCAGCAUCGCGCUGCUCGCACUCUUCACACUCGUCAGAAUCUACUUCUGCAUCGUAAUCAUGUCAUAUGCGCGAUCCAUGCUACGACAGUACGUCGCGCAAACGAGCAACAGCAAUCUUAAUUACAGCACAGACACUGCCGACCCAACAAUGGCACCUUCGCCCUUCGCAUCAGAUCGAUUGGAAGGCUCAGGCUGGCGAGGCAAGCUCGGCAGAAUUCUGCUCAGAUUCCCGAGCAAGAGAUACUGGCUCGGUCGAGAAGACGAACCUCCGACCGAGUGGGAGCGCGCGACAAGCGGCCGCUUCGAGAGUGGAAGGAGUAAGCUUCGAAUUAAAGUUCCGGCAAAUGGCGUUGGAGAGCGCGAAAGGAGGGCGAGAAGUGGAACUGGACCACCUCUUCCCAAGAAGGCUGAUGCGUGA
Molecule: messenger RNA, 1028 nt
Organism: Pseudocercospora fijiensis CIRAD86
Lineage: Eukaryota; Fungi; Ascomycota; Dothideomycetes; Mycosphaerellales; Mycosphaerellaceae
Exons: 2
Coding region: 45-1028 (327 amino acids)
Biological process (GO): inositol phosphoceramide metabolic process
Cellular component (GO): Golgi membrane; inositol phosphoceramide synthase complex
Molecular function (GO): inositol phosphoceramide synthase regulator activity
Source: RefSeq, a predicted model, not a curated record